CCGUGGAUGAUUGGAUUGGAGAGGGGCCGGGCGGGCGGUGGACAUGGAUCAUCAUCGUGCCUGCCCGCCUGUUGCUGGUGGAGGAGAGUUGGAUGGACCCACGUCACGUUGAUUCCAGCGAAGCGUCGUCGCUUUGCUUGGUUAAUUGGGAUCCAUAGCUUGCAUCGCAUCGACGAGACGAGGACCCUUCUCUGGCUCUUUCCCCUCCAAUUCUCCAUUCCAUCCGGUUCGAUUCCUCGUCGCCCCCUCCCUCUAGCUUAAUUAGCUUGCUCGUUCAUGGACCGUCCUCGUGAUCAAACCGUCGCCGGCGUCAGUAGCGCACCUCUCGUCGGAGAAUUCGUUUGGGACGUGGUGCUGUGGCGGCGAGGCCGGGGCGACGUCAGCGCCUGCCUGCUGGCGGCCACCGUCUCCUCCUGGCUGCUCUUCUUCGGCUCCGGCUUGGGCUACACGCUGCUGUCCCUCGCCUCCACCGUGCUCCUCCUCCUCCUCACCGUCCUCUUUCUGUGGGCCAAGGCCGCGCGCCUCCUCAACAGGCCGGAGCCACCUAUUCCAGAGAUGCGUGUUUCGCAGGAGAUUGUCGAUCAAGUGGCAGCCCUGCUGCAUUCCGGUCUCAACACGGUCUUCUCCACCUUCCAUGAUAUAGUCCUAGGGAAGGACUCGGUUCUCUUUUACCAAGUCUUCCUUUGCUUAUGGAUCAUUUCUAUCGCUGGCAGCCUCACUGAUUUCCCUACUUUCUGCUACACAAGUACUGUCGCUGUUCUGACCAUCCCAGCAUUGUACCGGAAAUACGAAGAAUGCAUUGGCAGAUACAUGAGGUUCGCCUACAUGAACCUGCAGAUGUACGAGAUGGUUUACCAGAGAUUUUCCAUGAAAUGCUUGGUCAAGGUCAGGGAUUGGGUUAUCGAGGUACUGAAGGAUCCAUGACCUGCUGCUGCUGGUUGGUUCUAUACUUCUACAAGGAUUUGAAUUGGACAGUGAUCGAUUUUGUUGCUUUUUUGCCCCCUAGAAUCUGGACAUGUAUAUAGUGAUCGAAGUAGUUUUGAUUGGUGCUGAUGUUUGAUUGUUUGUUUAGAGUGGUGUGCUGGUGGCUUGUUUCCUUGGAUCUGUUGUCGAGGAGUCUGAUGCAAGUGGCUGAAGGCCAUGUAUAUGCUUGUUGUUCGGCAAUGUAAAAGCAGGCCAUGGAAUGUUAGAUCCUUGAGAUACAUGCAACAAUUGAGUUUGUACAGAGACAAAAUUCAGUGUAAAAAACAUAUAUCUCCUCGAUUCUACAACCUGUCUGACUCA
Phragmites australis (common reed) is the source of this 1284-nucleotide messenger RNA. RefSeq names its product reticulon-like protein B12. Lineage: Eukaryota; Viridiplantae; Streptophyta; Magnoliopsida; Poales; Poaceae. The transcript has 4 exons. Bases 277 to 924 code for a protein of 215 amino acids. The record is from RefSeq and is a predicted model, not a curated record.